UAUUAUUUUUUACGACAUGCAUUCUGCAUGCUGCAUAGUGCACGUGUACUUACUGUUUCAGUGUUUGUUGGUUGCUGGAUCACGCAACGGAUACCUACACCCUACUAAUACUAUUACUGUUCCCUAGCCAAGUAAAAAGACGGUGUAACAUUGUCUCAGCUGCCUACAACAAAGACUUUGGGCUUGGUCAGUGAGUUGCACUUUCCUCUCAGUUUCGCCUCUCUUCAUGCGUUAGAGACUCGCAGUGUACGCCGACUUUGGAAAGCCACUGGCGUGAGUCGGGAAGCUACUGGCGUGGUUCACAAUAGUAACAUUGGUGUCUUCACUGCAGCGCAAAUUGCUCUCAAUCUCUCAGCUCUUAGUGAGCACUGCUGAUUGGUGUUGGUGGACAACGCUGGACUCUGCCGCCCGUUGCCGUUCCACCAUCAACAGCUACGAUAUAUAGAAGAUCAAAAAUUAUUAAAGUACGUGCCGUUGACAGGAUUCGAUCGGAGUGUGCAAGAUUUGUGGGCAGCUGACAGCGCUAGCGUAUCGUGCGUCAGCGGUGACAAGCGCGAGGAGUAAAACAUCGUGACAAUUUCAGCUUGUGUGCGCUGAGGGUGCAGAAGAUCGAGCUAUCCAGGAGGACUAAUAAGUAAUAUCGUAAGGGAAGAUUGAUCGAGUUUGGAUUUGUGCCGAGCUCGCUCCACUUUCGAUUUCUUGCGGAUGUGAAGCUGUGCUGUCAACCUGCGACAUCACAGUGCCACAGCGUCCUAUUCAGGCUAUUGUCCCUCUCCGCGUAGUGCCACAGCGUCAUAUUGUCGUUCCCUGCGCCGUGCUAGUAAUAAUAUAAUUAUUAUAAUAUGGGAAAUCGGCGGAAUGUCACCUUAGCUCUGGUCCUUCUUGCUACAGUACCGUGGAUGCUUGUGAUGAUCUGGACGACGGUUUCACAACGAGGAAUCCUGCCGGAUCCGAACGCGUCGCAUCUACUGCACUCCCCGUCGCCGACUUGGCGUGAGUAUUCAACAGUGGCAGUUCGACUGGCCAGAAUCGAGAGACAUCAGCUGAGACGGGCACCAGCGGCGACCAAGGCAGUCGAAGCGAGCGUUCUGCAGCAUCUCAGGUCCGCUCUGCAGUCGCAUCGCUCAGUAGUGGAAGCAGUACCAGCAGCAGCAACAGCAGCAGCAGCAGCAGUACCAGCAGCAGAAGCAGCUGUGACUGUCAGUGCACCACAGGACAGUGGAAAUGUAAUGAACAGUGGCCACAGCAAUCAGGGACCAAGUCCGGGACCAGCAGAAAUAGUGGAUUCUGCUGCUCGUGGAAAGACUGUACAAGGCGAAAAUAGCGAUGGCGUUGAGCGUGUGCGGCUAAAAGUGCUGGUCAAAACCGGUCCGAAGAAUGGACAGCGGCGUCGCAAUGUGCGUUUCAAUUGGGUGGAUGAGUGUAAUCUUGGUUUGCUGCAUAGGAAGCGUCUGAACGCCGAGCACGAUCGUGUGCAGUACGGACGCCAGCUUUCCUUGCUAAAGGACGCGUACUACAACAUUCCCGGCCAUGAGUAUGUCGGUGAAGGAGGCCGGACGAUUCUGGACGUCGCGUGUAUGUUUGUGACGGGUCGCGACGCCAACGCGGCAGAGAAUGCACGCCUCCAGCAGGAGUUCGACGAGAACGGCGACAUCAUGAUGGGCAACUUCACGGACAGCUAUGGCGUCAUGACGGCCAAGACCGUUUGGAUGCUGCAGUGGAGCGUGGAGACGCUGCAGUACGAUUACGUCAUGCUCAUCGACGACGACGCCACCAUCAUCUGGUCCAACUUCGUGCCGCUGGUUCUGGCUUCAGCACGAGAGCGUCUCUACUGCGGCCACCAGCACACCACACUGGGUGUGAAGCACUGCGAGGACGACACCAAUGGAGAGAUGCUCAAGAAGAACUGCGUCAGCUGGAAGCAGUACAACAAGGCCGACUACCCGCCGUUCGCGUCGGGCUUCGCCUACUUUGUGUCGCGCGACGUGGCCAGGGUCAUUGUUCGCUCGGCGCUGCUGCGCCUGACCACCCCGGGAUUGCCCGGCAACGUGGAGGACGCCAUGGUGGGUGUCCUGGCCAAGGAUGGUGGCAUUGAUCUCACGCCAUCGCCGCGCUUCGUGCACUACGAGCACGACAACGUGCCGCGGGCGUGCCGCCAGCAACCGGCCCCGGCCGUCUUUGGCAACGCGGCACAGUACAUUCUCAACACGCUGACCAGCAAGGGGAAAAACGGUCAACUGCUGUGCAUGAGGUAACGUCUAGCCAUCGUUUCAACGGCCUUGACUUAAUACGCCGUCAACUCGCUUUGCGCACUAUGAGCAUGACACCGUACCCAGAGUGUGCCGCCAGCAGUCUCCUCCGGCCAUCUUUGACCACGCGGCACAGUACGUUCUCGACACGCUGACGAGUAAGGGGGAAACGGUCAACUGCUGUGCAUGAGGUAACGUUAGGCUUGCGUGAGACAUUAUCACAGUAUAUCUAGCCAUCGUCUCAACAACAGCCUUGACUUAAUACGCCGUCAACUCGCUUCAUGCUCUACGAGCACGAUAACGUACCCAGAGCGUGCCGUCAGUAUACCCACCAGCUGUGUUUGGCAACGCGGCACACUACAUUCUCAACACGUUGACGUGUAAGGGGAAGAACGGUCAACUGCUAUGCAUGAGGUAACGUCAGGUUUACGUAAGACCUCAUGUUAGACUUGCGUAAGACCUCAUCAGAAUAUAUAUUAUAGCCAUCGUCUCAACAGCCUUAACUUUAUUCAGCUGCAUUUCGCAGUAAAACCUUGCUAUUUUUGCCGAAAUUUGGCCCGUUUUGAAUACUCACUUUAAUCAAGCCAUUGCAUGCUCAGGACAGCCAAAGACUCGGUGCGUCUUCUGUUUUCUUGAUAGUUUCAACACUUGGUCAGUUAGAAGUCUUGUUCUAGAUUUUAAAUCUAUAAAACAAGUAUGGACUCGGA
Messenger RNA from Sycon ciliatum, 2956 nucleotides. RefSeq lists its product as uncharacterized. Lineage: Eukaryota; Metazoa; Porifera; Calcarea; Leucosolenida; Sycettidae. The coding region runs from base 843 to 2255 and encodes 470 amino acids. The record is from RefSeq and is a predicted model, not a curated record. The transcript has a single exon. Gene Ontology annotation, molecular function: hexosyltransferase activity. Gene Ontology annotation, cellular component: Golgi membrane.